Tinamus guttatus (white-throated tinamou) is the source of this 888-nucleotide messenger RNA. Lineage: Eukaryota; Metazoa; Chordata; Aves; Tinamiformes; Tinamidae. The record is from RefSeq and is a predicted model, not a curated record.
AUGGCGCCGCGUGCAGGUUUGAGUCACGCCACGGGUUCUCUGCGGGUCCACAUGAAGACGCGGGUGACGCGCCUGGUGCUGCUGAGCAUCUGGCUGGCCGUGCUGCUCUUCGCGCUGCUGCCCGUGGCCGGCGUGGGCCGCUACACGCUGCAGUGGCCCGGCACGUGGGGCUUCAUCAGCACCGGCGACGACGCCUUCGCCGGCAGCAUCUUCUUCGCCUCCACCUUCGCUUUCCUGGGGCUCUCCUCCCUCUUCGUCACCAUGGCCUGCAACCUGGCCACCAUCGAGGCGCUGGUGUCCCGCUGCCGCUCCAAGGCCACCGCCUCCCACUCCAGCAAGCAGUGGGGGCGGAUCGCGACGGAGACGCUCCUCCAGCUCCUGGGCAUCAUGUGCGUCCUCUCGGCGUGCUGGUCGCCGCUGCUGGUAGGUGUCCUGCUGUCGCCAACGCGGGGCCCCGCGCGGGCCGGGCUGGGCGUGCCGGGAGGGUCGCAGGAGCUCCGCGUUCCUGGGAAAACAGCACUGAGCAGUGGGAGCAGGAGGAGGAGGAGGCAGGAUCGGGAGAAGAAGGUCGUGGAGGGGGAGAAGGCCGGGCGUGGGGAGAUAACCAUGUUGAAAAUGAUCUUCAGCCACACGUCUUUUGAGCACUGCAACGGGUUCGGCAGCGCCGCGCAGGGCUCAGGCCUGCACAAGGAGUGCAAUUUCUUCCUGACAGCGGUGCGCUUGGCCUCGCUCAAUCAGAUACUGGAUCCGUGGGUUUACCUGCUGCUGCGGAAGAUUCUGCUCCAGAAGUUCUGCCAAGCAGCCAGCGCCGUCUCCAAGUGCUCCAACAACGAAUGGAAAGAGCGGUCGAUAACGUUAUCAGAGGAAAUCAGACGGACAACGGCGUGA